GUCCAACACAAAACACCCAGUUGUCUUCCCCGACGCGAGCUGAGCCGCAAAGGAGACCAAACCGGCGACCGAACCACGCCAAGCGCACCGCCUUCUCCGGCCGCCGCCGCCGCCGCCGCCAUCUGCUGGAUUUGUCUUAUCUAAAGUUAGUGCAUUGUGCUUCGUGGAAAUGGUUAUGGGGUUGAUAAAUGCUAACCCUGUAAUUCAUGAGAAGAAAGAGAGGCGUGUACGACAAGCACCGGAGACCACAGAUGAAAAUGCAGUAGAGCCUAUAGACCAGCUGGAAAUAUUUGAUCACAUUAGAGAUAUAAAGGAUCCAGAGCACCCAUACUCAUUGGAACAGCUUAAUGUGGUAACUGAAGACUCAAUUGAACUCAAUGAUGAAAGUAAUCAUGUCAGGGUUACUUUCACCCCAACAGUGGAGCACUGCAGCAUGGCAACUGUUAUAGGCCUUUGCAUCCGCGUAAAACUCAUACGGAGUCUCCCUCCUCGUUACAAGGUGGACAUAAGGGUAGCCCCUGGAUCACAUUCAACUGAAGCUGCUGUGAAUAAGCAACUGAACGAUAAGGAACGUGUCGCGGCUGCAUUGGAAAACCCAAACCUACUGGACAUGGUGGAGGAGUGCUUGUCGCCAACAUUUGACUGAGGCCCGGACAUAUCUGGGCGCCACGGUGUUAAUGUUCAGAACCCACACAAGCUUAUGGCCCCAUGGAGUUUACUCCUAUCUUUUGAGAAUUGGGAUGCCCUUGGCUGUUGCAGGACGUGUGGAUGGAUUUUGUUUCGCCGCCCCUUUCAGUUAUUAUAUUGUUACCUUUUUACUGGACGGUUUUGGUGUUUGUGACCUCCCUGAGCUAAGGGGAAAUGAUGUAAUCAGGUCUUGUGCUGUAGCUUUCGCAGUGUUGUCAGUGCCACGGCGUUUUGUGGCUGUAUACCCACACAAUCAACUGAACUCAGUAGGAGAAUCCCAGAAUCCUCGAGCAUAAGCUGCCUCUCUUUCUUUAUUUGUAAAUGCCUACUUUCUGAUAGCAUGGCCAUAGUUUGCGUAAAGAAACCAUGAUUUCUUGUUGA
Molecule: messenger RNA, 1068 nt
Organism: Setaria italica (foxtail millet)
Lineage: Eukaryota; Viridiplantae; Streptophyta; Magnoliopsida; Poales; Poaceae
Product: protein AE7
Exons: 6
Coding region: 170-646 (158 amino acids)
Biological process (GO): iron-sulfur cluster assembly
Source: RefSeq, a predicted model, not a curated record